Anopheles gambiae (African malaria mosquito) is the source of this 7473-nucleotide messenger RNA. It is a transcript of the gene Ack, whose product is annotated as activated Cdc42 kinase Ack. The record is from RefSeq and is a predicted model, not a curated record. NCBI's taxonomy places the organism in Eukaryota, Metazoa, Arthropoda, Insecta, Diptera, Culicidae. Gene Ontology annotation, molecular function: ATP binding; protein tyrosine kinase activity. Gene Ontology annotation, biological process: protein phosphorylation. The transcript is spliced from 7 exons. Bases 951 to 4409 code for a protein of 1152 amino acids.
CAAAACGGUAAACAUCGGAUUGCUUCGAUGCAAAUCAUAAAACGCGGAUCGUCAGCUCGAACCAGUCGCACGGAGCAGCGUACGUCGCGGGUGUGUUGGGGUGUGAAUAAAUCGGGUUAUUUCUGUGUAACAAAUUGCCCAACGAUCGUGUACGGUCUGUGCGGUCCAACUGUUGGUCGUCGUGGUGUGUGUGCAAAACUGGUGGCGCGGUACGUGAAGGUGCGAUGGUCAGCCAGCCCUUGACCGUACAGCUGUCUGGGUUGGAUGUGUGCGGGAUGCUUUAGCUGCUUACAGACGGCGUCUCUACACGGCAAUCUCUAUGUGUCCGCUCUGUGAUCGAUAGUGGAGGUGCCCAGGCUCGCCCUUUGUAUCACCGAAUCUCACUGUGUCCGCGUUGUGUGUCCAAAACCCUCGCCAGACGGGUCCAGCUUGGUGUGACAUAAAGAAGCGUGUUCGCGAAUUCGCCGAAACACCGAGAAGAUGAUGAUGAUGAUGAUGGUGUAGUUGAAAGAAUCGCGACAUGAAUGGGUCAAGCUGUGCCCUCCAGCAUUUGGUUGGCCGUUCUGUCCAGCCAAAGUGAUCAUUGUACGUGUUCGAGUGCGUGCCGAAGAGAGUGAGUGAAGUGAUUUUACACAGCAAGUGCUAGAACUGAUCCAAUGUGAUGAUUUAAUUUGCCACAACCUCCCGUACAACAACAAAGUUCCAACACAAAGUUCACGCUCGCCCGAAGGUCGUCCGCGCAAGGGUUUUGUUUUCCGUUGUUUUUGUUGUGCCUGUGUGCAACCAAACCGAUAGAGCGAGAUUGAUACUUCACACACCAACACACAGCGAAACUGAGCAGCACUUAGCAGGCACCGACAUCACACCAACACCACCAUCCUCGUAGUCCGUCCGAUCCGAAGGAUAACUCCUUCAAGGCUUUCCUUUACUUUUCACAGCACCUCCAAAAAAUGUCCGACCCGGACACGGUCUGGCUGGAGGAGCUGCUGAAGGAUGUCCAGCUGGAGCAGUUUCUGCCCCGCAUCCGGGACGAGCUGCAGGUAACGCGGCUCGCCCACUUCGACUACGUGCACGUUGACGAUCUCGAGAAGAUCGGGCUCGGCAAGCCGGGCAUCCGGCGGCUGCUGGAAGCGGUAAAGAAGCGCAAAGCGCAACAGUGGCGCCGCAACAUACUGUCCAAGCUGAUCGGGGGCGGCAAGCAGCAGCCACCGAAAAAGUCCACCGGCGGUGGGUCCGUCGGUGGUGCCGGUCAAAACGAGGAACCGUCCGCCCUGGCCCUAACCUGCCUCAUCCACGAGAAGGACGUAACGCUCUCGGUCAAGCUGGGCGACGGGUCGUUCGGGGUGGUACGGCGCGGCGAGUGGCACGCGCCCGGCAAUCAUCUGGUGCCGGUCGCGGUAAAGGUGCUGAAAGCGGACACGCUCGCCCAGCCCGGCGUGAUAGAGGACUUCUUCAAGGAGGUGCAGGCGAUGCACGCGAUGAACCACCCGAACCUGAUCCGGCUGCACGGUGUCGUGCUGUCCCAGCCGAUGAUGAUGGUGACCGAGCUGGCGGUGAACGGAUCGCUGCUCGAUUUGCUGCGCAAACAGUGCAAGCAUACGCCCCUGCCGAUGAUCUGGAGCUGGUCGGUGCAGAUCGCGACCGGCAUGGCGUACCUGGAGAGCAAGCGCUUUCUGCACCGCGAUCUGGCCUGCCGGAAUGUGUUGCUGGCGGCGGGGAACAAGAUCAAGAUCGGCGACUUUGGACUGAUGCGGGCGCUGCCCCAGCAGGAAGAUUGUUACGUGAUGACCGAACACAAGAAGGUACCGUUUCCGUGGUGCGCGCCGGAAUCGUUGCGCUACCGGCAGUUUAGCCACGCGUCCGACACGUGGAUGUUUGCGGUGACGCUGUGGGAAAUGUUCACGUUCGGGGAGGAUCCGUGGGUGGGGUUGAACGGGUCGCAGAUACUGCGCAAGAUUGACCGGGAGGGGGAGCGUUUACAUCACCCGGAUGCCUGCCCGCCCGAUGUGUACCAGCUGAUGCUGCAGUGCUGGGAUAAGACACCGUCCGAGCGGCCUACCUUUGCCGCGAUCAAAGAGUUUCUCACCGGCGUACCGCCACCGAUCUAUCGAGCGGUAAGCAAUUACAGUGCGGAAAACCGGCUAGCAGCACAACAGGGCGACACGAUCGUGAUCGUCGACGAUCGGCCCGAGCUGCAGUUCAUCAAGGGACAGAAUCAGCGAACGUUCGAUAUUGGCACCAUUCCAAGGGGCGUUGUGGUCGAUGCUCGAAAGUCUUCUACAAGCUCGUCGGGUGGAUCGAGCGCCACGAUUAGCCGCCCGUUGCAUGAUUCAUUCCGGCACACGGGCCAUGGGUCACCGUUUGGUGCUUCCUGGGGCAAUCCGGCUACGCUCGAGAUGGAAGGAGAGGUUAAACUUCGAAAUAAAUCAAAGGACCUGGUAAGCGUCGACCGGCGCGGCAAAUGCAUCUCGGAGCAGUACGUGAAGGAGCGCAAAAGCAAUGCAUCGAAACAGUUCUCCUACAACAAGCUGGUGAACGAGAAUCACUCCAAGCAGCAGCACCUGCACCACCAAGCGCAGCUGCAUCGGCCGCCACGGCCACCGCAACCCCAGCAGCCGGCCGCCACCGAAGGCAUACUGAUCGAUCUUUCGUCGCCGAACGACGAUGCAACGUUCGGCGGGAGUUCCGGUGCUUCCGGCGCUGCGUCCGGCACAGUUCGCCAGGUGGCCAGCAUACUGGACGAACCGAUCGACAUCCCGACGGAGGGCGACGAUCCAUUCGGUGCGCAGCAGCCGGCGCAACAGCAGCACGAACAGCAGCACCUUCAGCUGGCUACCGUCGCCAGCUUUGCAUCCGUGUCACCUGUCCCGCCUGUGGCAGCGAAGCUCGAGCCACCGCCCUACCAAAUGCCACCGAAGUACAGCAACACGUACGGGAUCGUGCACGACAGUACGCUGAAUCUUAGCAUCGCCACCGAACCGGACCCUUUCGCACCGCAGCAAUCGCAACCUGCCCAGCAGCACUAUCAGAAGCAGGAAACGAUCGUAACGUCCGACUACGAGAGUGGUCCCUCCAGCUCGGUCAGUGCGCGCGAUUUGAUGGCCAGCAUUAAGCGGCAGCAAACGAUCGAGCAAGGGGCAGCACCGCCGAUCCAGCCCGUGUACGGCAAUUGGCGGGGAUCGGUAUCGAACAUCAACUCCAACUACGGCCGAGUGGGAACGGAUUUGGAUGGGCUAACGGCGGAUAUGCUCUCUUCUCUCAACAAUGGCCCCAGCGGCAGUGGGCUUAGCUCGCCGGGCGGCAGCAGGGACGCGUACAACGAUUCGCUCGAGGUGAACGUCAGCGGGAACGGGCUUGCCUCCCCGUACGGUGGCUCAACGGCGCACGUGAACGUAACGCCGAAAAAGCUCGACAAAUCGUUCCUGGCCGAGCUGGAGAAGGACAUCUACAAGCAGGAACCGAGCGCCGGCAACAGCAUGAACAGUUCGGUCGCGUAUGCGGCACGCAACAGUGCGAAGGACGUGUCCCAUUCGAAGUACGACACCACGGCGAACCUGGCGAUGAGCCAGAUCUACGCCAACCAGGCCAAUUCGAUCGCGCUGGCGGCCUCCCUCCAGCAGCAGCUUACGCUAUCGCCAAAGAAACAGAACAUGGUGCAGCAGCCGGUCGCUUCCGACACCAACACGCUGGUGCAGCAGAUGUGGGCGGAAAGGAACAAUGUGGCAGCAGCAGCAGCACCGUUGCCCGACGGUGGCCAGCAGCCGGUAUCACCGCAAAAGUCGCACAAUUUCGUUGCGCUUUCGAACGGCGUACAGCCGGCGCAUCAUCAUCAGUACGGCUCAACGAUGAGCCUGUCCAGUGCGAACAUCUACAGCUCCGUGUACAAUGGAAGCAUUGCGUCCUCCGAUGUGUACCAGACGGUUGGUGGCGAUCUGUACGACGUGGUGGCACCUACCCCCGCCUCACUGUACGAGCGUGUGCCGGCGCAGCAAAUCUACAACAACGUGAUGGGCCAGCAGGGCUCGAUGAUGGCGAUCAACAUCACCGGCCCGAACGCCACCGCAAUCUACGACGAGGUGUCCAACGAGCAGCUUAGUGAGUUGCGACCGAUUCGCCCUGCCCCGUCGGCACCACUGUCCGCCCAGCAGAUCCAGCGGCGGUUGGAUCGAUUGGCGCAGCAGGAUCAACAGGUGGCCAGCCUGCUGCAGGAGCUCGGGGAUGAGGCGAACGAAGAGGAAGCGCGCAACUCACUGGCGGCCGUCAACUGGGAUCACACGCUGGCGGUGCGACACUUUAAAAUUGAACGGCUUUGCCGGCUUGGACUCGCUAAUCGUACCCGGUGUGAGGAGGCACUGCAGAAAACGGGCUGGAGCAUUCAGCUGGCCGCUUCGAUUCUGCUCGAAACCUAGUCCCGGGGGACGAUUUGCGCGAGGGUUGGAGCUUUAUUUGAGCAGUUCGGUGCAAGAAAGAGCGAGGCUUGACACAAACACACACAAACAAUACGAAUUACUUAGUUUUAGCUAGCUUUAGUGCGAAUGCGUCCUUUGAAGAGGAGGGGGGCAUAAGCGAGGGACGCUACAAACAAUGCGAGUCAAUUUAUGUUUCCCUCCCUUGCGAAUACUGCGAAUAUUGCAGUGAAGUAUAGCGAAAUCUCAUGCUAUGUAACAAAAGUAUUAAAGGGAAGGUUUUGCCUUGCUUCAACAAUGCGACAAACCGAGCGCACAGGUGGUCGUUUUUCGUUUCGCCAUCUGCCUACUUGUACAUAUGUUGUACACUCUAUGUUAGAAGUUACACCCGCUGAUAGAUAAGGAUCCAAUUGGAAAUUUGUUAGCAAAGCCAGCUUCAGAAGCCCAGCACCAGCACUACUACGCUUUACAAAGCACACGAAACUGCAACCAAUGUCGUUGUCUCUCUCUCUGGAGCGGUGUUUGAAGUUGUUUUAGCUGGCAAUCUUGCGUACUAGCAACAGAAACGUUAAUUUUGUACUGUGCGCGACAGAAAGAGGAUAGAUGUUUUAUUAUUAUAAAUUAUAGCGUAAAUCCGUUCACUUCCAUCCAAGCUGUGUGUGUGCAGCAGUUGUCGAAUUUGAUAGGCAAUCGGUAUAAAUCUCGUCGUCAAUCUCAGAGCACUUCCUUCACUCCCAUACUGAGCUGUCUACGUGUGCCUAAGUUAAAACUAUCUGUUUAGAGAAAUGCGUCUCCAAGAACGGCUCGUAAGGGGAAUAUUAUACUUAUAUUUUACUAACCGUACGUCCAAAGCAAAGCAGAUUCAUAUUUUUUAUUGAAUUUUUAUUGAGAAAUUGUAACGUUACAAGCGGGUUCCUUUCCGUUGAUCGUCGUGCUGGGAGUGGAGAUGGGCAUUUCGGUUUUUUUAAGUGAAUGUGAUAGAACCGAGUCGUUCAUCAGAAUGAACUUGCACGUGAUUUCGGUUCUUCCGUUCGUUUGCAAAUAGAAAUACUUGUAGAUUCUGUAAAUCGGUACACAUUUCGAAAAUCAUUAGAACUACAGAUCGGUUCGCCUGGUUGCCUAAACAGCAAGCCCAUAUUUACAAUCUAUCUUUUGACGAUAGAACGAAUUCUGACCUUACAAUUCAUCUAUUGAAUUCUAACUGUAGUUCUAUUCUUGUGAACCGGUUCAUUCUUUUUUUACGUGAAAUUUGUCUGGCACACAUCUAGCUGGAAGAAUGUUCGCAUUGCUGCUCCGCCCGCUUCUGGUACAGGCCCGAUACGUGCCGUUCUAGCUGCACCUUACGUUACGUUGUACACAUUAUUCUCGAUUCACGGACUCUCCUCUGUCUGCUCUUUAACGUCAUCCUGGAAUGUGUCAUUCAAAGCGCGGGGCUAGACAACGACAUCCGUGGCACAAUCCUCUACCGGUCUCUCCAAUUUCUUGGCUUCGCGGAUGACAUCGACAUCAACGGCAGGACAACAGCAAAGGUGUGUGAGGCGUACAUCCGACUCAAACGCGAAGCAGCAAGAAUUGGAUUGAGAAUCAACGCGACGAAGACGAAGUACCUGCUUGCCGGAGACUCAGACCACCAUCUGGGAAGCAGUGUAUUAGUUGACGGCGACAAUCUCGAGGUAGUAAAGGAGUUCUGCUAUCUUAGGACGGUCGUUAAUUCGGGCAAUGGCCACUACGAUCGAAUGUGUGCAUCCACGAUUUAAUCGCGUUCCACUGCGAUAGAAUCGCAUUCCACUUCGGUUUAAUCGUGGUCCACUACAGUUGGAUUUUAAGAUUUUAAAGCUAGAGCAUAGUAAAACUGAGGCACAAACCGAGGUGGCAAGAUGGCAUGGAGGCGUCCGCCAUUAAGGCCGGAAUAACGGACUGGCAGACAGAUGCGCGAGACCGUGAGCGGUUUCGGACACUCCUGAGGUAGGCCAAAACCGCAAAGCGGUUGUAGCGCCGGUUAACUAAGUAAGUAAGAGCAUAGUAAACCGUUUUUUAUGUUUGAAAAAACUGUGGUUUUAUGUUUAAAAAGCUAUGCUACAGACCGGUGUAAAGAGCUAAAAUAAUGUACACCGGUCGGUCGCAAAACCACACUAAAAAUGUUGCUAGAGAAUAUUAUUAAGGUAUGUAACGAAGAGGGCUGGGCCUUACUUUUACCAGAAGAAGAAUAUUGACAUUGGCCUCACGGCGCCACACUACUUGGCGGUAUGUCUUCGUCGGUGGUAUGUCUUGGGGCACGGUUAAAAGCCAAAAAAAGUCUAUUGUUAUAUUUAACCUUGUAAAGGUAAUAUAGCCAAUCUUUUUACGCAGCGAACCAUUACUCAAAUGUAUUUAUUUGUAUGUAUCCUAGCAAGCGUGAAACGAUGAAGUCAGACCUUAAUAGUGUCGAUUAUUUUAACUACAGUAUGUUCCCGAGUUACGCGGUUUGUGCGUUUCCGAGGAAUGCGCGUAACUCGAAUUUCGGUUUUCGACGAAAAACAAAAAUUACACGUUUAUUUUUUUAAAUUAAAGAUAGUUCUGUUAUACACUUUAUCAUUUAUUUGACAUGGUUCAGGUGCAGAAAAUUUUAAUAUUUUCUGCUUUUAAGCGGAUUAAAUUUAGCCGCUAAAAUGUAAUUUAAACUGCAUCGGACAAUUAUUGAACCAAAUUGUACCGAUUUCACAUUUUAUCUAUCAAAUUUAGAAAACCGCGUUUGUCGAGAACCGCGUAACUCGGGCACAGACUGUAUACCUUUAAUACAGCAAUCUAAUCACUUUGCUUUACCCCCAUCAAAUGGGAUGCAAACUAAUUGAAGAACAAGACAAAGGGUAUUAUUUUUGUAAUGUUAUUUUCUUGUUUGUAAAGAUGUAUCAUCGCCUUGAGCUUCACACGGUGGAUCGAUAUAUAAGACAUUGCAAUUUACUCACAGACAGUGCAGUGUAAAACAGACAGUCAAUGAUAUCGGACGUGAAGACAUAGCAAUAGUGGCAAUGUGUCAAUCAUUUACGUGUACUAGUAAAAAACUGGUCAAACUACGAUAGUAAAAAAA